AUGGCCUCUCAGUACAUCUCGGACAAUGCGACACUCUUCAGCGUCGAAGGCCUGGUGGCCGUGGUGACGGGAGGCGCUACAGGCAUCGGGCUGAUGAUCGCGACCGCCCUCGAGAGCAACGGCGCGAUCGUCUACAUCGUUGGCCGACGGCAGGAGGCCCUGGACAAGGCUGUGAAGGAGCGCAGCACGCGGGGCAACCUGAUCGCGCUGCAGGGCGACGUCACAGACCGCGCGUCGCUCGAGGCGCUCGCCGCGCAGGUCGCCGCGCGGCACGGGUACGUCAACCUGCUCGUGAACAACGCGGGCGUGCUGCUCGGGCGGCAGCCGCCGCUGCCCUCGCCGGCGGACGCGGGCGGCGACAUCGCGCGCCUGCAGACCGCGCUGUGGGGCGGGGAGAGCUUCGAGAGCUUCGCGCAGACGUUCCGCGUGAACGUGAGCGGCGCGUGGUUCGGCACGGUCGCGUUCCUCGCGCUGCUGCACGCGGGCAACGCGCGCACACGCGCGCGCGGGCUCACGAGCCAGGUGAUCACGGUGUCGAGCCUGGCGGCGCUGCGCAAGGACGCGGCGGUGUCGAGCCUCGCGUAUUCGCUGAGCAAGGCCGCGGCGACGCACCUGGGGAAGAUGAUGGCGCAUUACCUGAAGGACUGGCAGAUCCGGAGCAACGUCAUAUGUCCGGGCAUAUUCCCGUCCGAAAUGACGGACGGGAUCGUGUCGGAGGACAUGGUCAAGAGGACCAUCGCCCUGCAGCGCCCCGGGAGCACCGACGACAUGGGGGGCCUUGUCAUUUUCCUCGCUAGCAAGGCGGGGGCCUACGUCGACGGCGUCGUCCACUUGAUCGAUGGCGGGCGGUUGCUCUCCAUGUCGUCUGUAUACUAGAAGACGGAGGUUCCGGCGCGCAGCGCACUGGCGUUGUGGGCCGCCAGCUCAUGGCGUGCAGCCAUGUGAGGCCUGUAUCGAAACACCCUUGCGAUGCGCUUUGAAUUAGCGCCAUACCAGCGAUGAAAUGAGCCC
Postia placenta MAD-698-R-SB12 is the source of this 1011-nucleotide messenger RNA. RefSeq lists its product as hypothetical. The transcript has 5 exons. NCBI's taxonomy places the organism in Eukaryota, Fungi, Basidiomycota, Agaricomycetes, Polyporales, Adustoporiaceae. The record is from RefSeq and is a predicted model, not a curated record. Bases 1 to 876 code for a protein of 291 amino acids.